AUGAGCGCCAAAGCCGCCAAAAAAGCCGCCAAGAGGGCGGAGAAUGCCUCGGACUUUUACAUGGGCGACGAUGUUUCAGAAGAAGAGAAGAAGCCAAGGCCCAAAACAAGCUCCAAGAUCCCUCAACAGCCAUUCCGGUUCCUUGAUCUACCGUCAGAGAUCCGGCUGCAGAUUUAUCAUCUCGUCCUAUUCACGCCCACGCGCAAGACUGCCCGGCAAAAUCGAGGCACCGUGGGCGCCUCCGCGAAGAAAUCAAAGCCCUUGGCCCCGGCAUCGGUGCGCAUAGCCUUGUUCCUCGUCUCGCGCCGCAUCCAUGAUGAAGCGAGCCAUUACUUUUUCUCGACUCAGAUUUUCCGGGUCUUUCCCGUGCAGGACUUCUCACGCAGGCCGACCGUUCGCUCUCUACCCCGCCGCCACCGCUCCUUGGUUACUACGAUCGAACUGAUUCUGGGGAAUAGUUGGACAAAUCCACCCAAGUCGUGGACUGUGGAUAAGAGUCUCGGCCUCCAGGAUAUGGUCCUCACUCGCACCCUGAAGGUUUUCGUUGAGUGUGAUCCUUCUCAGCCUAUUUUUGAGGGCUUCCGAAUAUCCAGAGAAUAUUAUACCGAGUUUUCGGGGCGGCUGAUGCGUGAGAUUCUCGAACAACUGCCCGCAUUAGAGCAUGUGGAAUUUGACGCCUAUCCAUCUGUAAAAAAAGACGGGUCACUCAUGAGCAGACUCCUUCUGGAGACUCAGAAGGCUGGGCUGGGAGUGUUCUGGGGCCCUGAGAGAGGCUGGACAGAUUUCGGUACCAAGGGAUUCGAGGAACUUGAACAGGAAGCAGAAGAGGCGGCUAAAGAGGCGGCUAAGAAUGAAGCUCUUGACAAGUUCCGGUCCCGGUUUGGAUCUGGCUCGGUUGAUGAGCUCAACAAGUCCUUUCAGUCUGUCAGUCUCGGUGGGUUUUAG
Penicillium chermesinum is the source of this 945-nucleotide messenger RNA. RefSeq lists its product as uncharacterized. The record is from RefSeq and is a predicted model, not a curated record. Bases 1 to 945 code for a protein of 314 amino acids. NCBI's taxonomy places the organism in Eukaryota, Fungi, Ascomycota, Eurotiomycetes, Eurotiales, Aspergillaceae. The transcript has a single exon.